GUGGUAUCGGUCUGAAAGGUAACAGGUUGUCUUUAGCAAGUGUUUCCCCUGGGGCACAUUACUGUAGUUAGGUCUGUCAUUUUAAGACACUUUGUAUAACAUCAGUUUUCAUGAAGAAAAGCCACAAGAGCAAAGGAAGAGUAGAGUGAAACAUAAAAUUAGCCUUAAAAUAUCAGAAUGUCUGCUCCUGUCUCGGGUAGGAAGACUCCAGUGGAUCACGGUGUUCAGAUUCGCUUUAUAAAUGACCUGCAUGAUACAGGAGGGGGAGGAGGAGGAACCGGGAGUGGACAGUCUCGAAAAGAUGGUCCAAAAAAGUCCUCUUCCCGCUAUGGAGUGGCCGUUAGGGUGCAGGGAAUCGGUGGUCAGCCCUAUGUUGUGCUGAAAGAGGGAGAAAAAGGAGAUUCUUAUGGAGUGCAGUUGAGAACCCAACCACCUGCCUAUAACAGCCUGCCCAGGAGGAGAGAAGAUGGAGUAAUCCAGGGCCCUUAUUUCUCAUCUGGAGAGAACGCCAACUUGCGUAGGGCUCAUUCUCACGGAUCCCUGUUGGAAAGAGAAAGCAGCAGUGAUGACUUCACAGAUCAGCUUCGCCGUCCCCUUGGAGAUGGACGCUCUGGUAGCUACGGUAACCUGGAUGGAGGUAUUGGUGUGGGAUCAGAGAGGGAGCCUCCCAGAGAAAGGAUGGAGAGAAAUCAGUGGGGUGGUUCCUACCAGACAGGGCUGAAUGGCACUUUGGGUAGAGGAAGAGGAGGAGGCAGUCACUACACAUCAGCAGAAUCUGUUGAAAUAUCCCAAUACAGUGAGCAAUAUCAAAGCCAAUCAGUUCCCAGUUCCAACCGUCAGACUCCUGUCACCAGAUUCAUCAAUAAGUUUGAAGGGGGCCCGGCCACACAAGCAGAUAACACUGGAAUCACUGCUACGGGGCGUUAUCCUGGCAUGAAUGGCGAAGACAGACCUUCCUCAACCUUGCCAUCACAUUCAUCUUUUAUUCCGAACAAAUAUACCUCACCACCCUCUUCCUCGCCUGGUUCAGCCUACAGCAGUGUGGGGCGGAGCUCCGGGUCAGUUGCCAAGGUCACUGCUGUCACCUCAUCUGCCAAUCAGUGGCCCACUUCAGUUGAUUCAAUUGAUGUAACCCCUGACCUCCUGCUGGACCAGGGUCAAAGUUCAGGGUCAGAAUUCUCAACUGAAGAUCAAAUACAGCAGAUAAUCUACGAUGUUCUGCGUCAAGGGAGUACAGAGGGAGAUGCUGCCAUUAAGCGUAGGGUUCGAGUGAUCUGCAGUAAGAUUCAAGGACUGAAGGGAGCUCAGGUGAGCAGACCUGAUGACUCAUUAAAAGAGGAGCUUGAGAAACGUCUUGAUGACAAUGUCCAGCUACAGGAACAGCUGAGCAGAAAGAGUACAGAGCUACAUCAAAUGCAUUCAGAACUGACUCAGUUGCGCAUGGACAGAGAGUAUGCACAGUCUCAUGUUAGAGAGCUGGAGGAUCAGCUGGCAGGACUACAGCAGGAGCUGAGGAGAGAUUCGGAAAACAGAGCUCAGGCCGACACCAUGCACAUGGAAUUGAUGGCAACAAGAGCUGAUUUGGCCGAAGCAGCAGCACUACGUCAGAGACAUGAGGACCUUCUGAGACAGAAAGAGAGAGAACUGACCGCUCUUAAGGGGGCUCUUAAAGAUGAGGUCUCCACACAUGACAAGGAAAUAGAGACUCUCAGAGAACAAUAUAGACAAGAUAUGGAGCGACUACGAACCAGCAUGGAGCAGGUUUCACAGUCUCAAGCAUCCAUUGAAGCGGAGCGUCACCGGGUGAACUCCACAGUGAGGACUCUUCAGCAGCAGUUGGAGGAGUGUAGAGAUGAGGGGAACCACUGGAGAGAGCAGUUUCAGUCCGGUCGAGAAGAGCUGCGAAAAACCAAACAAGAAUUACUUCAGGCUCGUCUGGAGAAAGAGGAGUUUGAGGAGGAGCUCAAAGAGGUGCAGGAGAAAGUGACCCUUAUGAAACAGCAAAUACCAGAUCCCAAACACACCCAGACACUCAGCCAGGAAGUUGAGCGUUGCCGUGCCGACCUGCAGAAGGCUCAAGCAGAGAUGGAUAAACUUAAAGAAAACCUUGAUAAGAAGACAAUGGAAAUUGUUUUACUAAAGAAGAGCAAACAGGAGCUGGAGGCAGAGCAGAAAUAUGAGAUUGACAGGUUGAAGGACCAAUCGCGCAGAAGCAAGGAAGAACUUACAAAAGCACAUGAGAGAGCCAAACAGCUAGCUGAACCUUCAUUGAUGGAGGCUCUGCGCAAAGAGUUGAGUGAAGCGCAAGAGGAGGUGGAGCGACUGCGCAGUCGGCUGCUCUCAGCUGAAGAAGAGCUGCAGUCAGAGAGCAAAAAACUUGGCUCUCUUCAAUCCCAAUCAAUAAGUUUAUCGCAGGAACGCAGAGAUCUUGAGGAAGAAAACUCGCGCAUGAAGGAAAGGAUUACACGCCUGGAGUCUCAGCUUCAGGAGCGCUUGUCUCAGAGUAUGGAGGUUGAACAGGAGCAGCAGGAGGAGACCAGAAAACUGAGACAGCAACUUGAGGAGUCCAGACGUGAGAACGCCAGGCUGGGCCUGGAGAGGGAUGAGCUGGCUCGCAACCUGGAGGAGAGAGAGAGGGACAGAGAGGGCAUGCGCAAGGAGAACACACAGCUAGAUGAUCAGAGAAGACAGCAGGAAAGAGCGCUAGACAAACUCAACAAAGAGAUAGAGCGCUUGUCUGCGUCCUCCCGUGAGGAGGUGCGGCUCCUUCAGGCUCAGCUGGACGAGCAGAAAGAGAAGUGGAAGAAGGAGCAGCAGGACUCUCAGAAAAACACCAAAGAGAAACUCAGUGAGCUGGAGAAAGCUCAGAGCACUAUUCACUCCCUACAUGAGGAGUUGGCUCGUCAAAAGAAGGAGUUGUUUGCGUGUUAUGAGGAGAAAGACAAUAUAGUUUUGGAUAAAGAGCUCCUCACCAACCGUGUCAAACAUCUGGAAAGUGAGUUGGAGACGCAGCGCAGCACGCAUACCGACCGCUCCCGAGAGAUCCGCAGCAUGGAGGACAAAAUCAAGCAUCUGGAGCUGGAGUUGGACGAGGAGAGGAGCAAUGGUGAGAUGCUGACAGAAAGAAUCACCAGGAGCCGUGACCAGAUUGAACAGCUGCGUGCAGAGCUCAUGCAAGAGCGAACCUCCAAACAAGACCUGGAACUGGACAAAAAUGCUCUGGAGAGACAGAUCAAAGAGUACAAGUCUCGUGUAGCAGAGAUGGAGGGCCAAUCGCGCUCCUCUACUGGUGUGUCUCAGCUGGAGAGCAAAAUCCAGGAACUUGAGGAACGAUUGCGCACAGAAGAAAGAGAGAAAACCACAGUGCUGUCAUCACAGCGACGUCUGGAGAGGAAAUUAAAGGAUCUGAACAUCACCUUGGAUGACGAGAGACAGCAGCACAUAGAGCAGAGAGACCAGCUGACUCUACGGGUGAAGGCUCUGAAGAGGCAGGUGGAUGAAGGAGAGGCAGAGGCGGAGCGGCUUGAAGGCUUGAGGAGGAAAGCCAUCAGAGAUAUGGAGGAGCAGCUGGAACAGAGGGAGGCGUUGCAGUCUCGAGUGACGGCGCUGGAGAAUGAGCUCAAGAGGAAGAUCCAGCAGGCCCGGCAGUCCGCUCUGAACUCUUCAGUGCUUAGCUCUGAGGAUGAAGAUGAUGAUGGAUUAUAUGAUCAUUCCAGCAUAACCUCCAUCCUUACCGAGAGCAAUCUAAAAACCAGUUCUUGCUGAAGAAACAAGAGAGAAGAAUUUAUGGAAUGGGGCGUGAAUGAGUUUGAUGUUGAUGUGUCCAUAAAAGGAAAUUGGAUUAACAUGCAACUCCUGGACACUGUGUAACUUCAGUCCUGCUUUCAAAUCAAUAUUUAGCAGUGAGACUUUAAGUCUUAAAACACUAUGCCACGGUACUGUACCCUUACCCUGACACCAGACAUUUACACUGUCAGCGAGAUGAUGUCAGACAUGUAAAGCAAUAGAUGCACUUUUUUGAGGCAACCUUUGUUAUCGGCAUUAAAUGUGAGAAUAAGGCACCCCUUUAUUUUAGAAAAGCAGACCUCUGAUGUUUAUAUGUGCAGCAUAGAUUUUAUUUCCAAAAAAUAGUUAAUAGUUAAUAGUAGAAAUAGUUAAUAAGGUAAUGGACAACAGUGCCAUGAGACUAUUAGAGGUUAAAAGUCAUUAGGGAUAGUAAGUGAAAGUAAGAAGUUUCAUUUUACAUUAUGUGAAAGAGUAAUAUAGUAGAAGUGAAGGACGAAUGAUUGAAUUUGAUCAAAAGAGAUGACUGCAGCAGUCUACUGUAUGUGUUUUGCAGUCUGUACUCGUAUAAAAGAACAAAUCUGCCUCAAUUGUGUUUUACAUUGUGGUAAACGCAAAGCAAGGGGGGGUUAAUAUAUGGUUAAUAUUCAACAACAUGCGUCUUAAAGAUCAAAACUUGUAUUCUAGUUUUUCCAGUUUUGAGAGUUGUACAGUAUCAAUAAAGGUGUUGUAAUCCUUUUUAAUUCUUGCUUCUCAGAAUAGACGUAUAUUUUAUUAUGUUUACAUAGAUUUAGGGCAGGUGUGGAUCCAGGUAUGAGUAAAUCAGCACUACAUUAAUGCAACACUGAAAUUCAUUUAACAACAAUUAUGUUUUUAUUUUAAAAAUUGUAAUGUAAAUUAUGAUUACCGAUUAUGAGCUUUAUAUGUAGUGUUAUAAACAUUGCAGAGCCAUUUAAAAUCAACAGCACUAUAACAUUGUCUUUAUUAAAUAAUGAAAGCAUCCAUUUAAGUAUGUUUAGUGGAUUUUUAUCUUUAAAAUAACAAUGAAAUUAAAAAUGAUUUCAUUUUGUGUUUUUUGUGUACCAUGAUCAAUUUGAUCUGUUGUUUUCAAUGCACAAUAUCAAAGUAGCAGUUUAUAUAAAAUACAGUAGCUAGAAUUCGAUUAUUCAUGUACUGAAUCAAAGUCUGUCAUUUCUUUGAUACCAAGCUGCCUUUUUUCUCAUCUGUAUUUAUUACUUCAAUACUUUUUCUAUCCACACUACAGUUUUGAUUAAUGUGAAUUGUACAAUGACACUACAGUGCCUUGUAAAAUGUUUUUAUUUUUCCUUUAAAGUAAUACAGAAUGAUUUAUGUACAUGUAUUUUGUAUUUAUGUAUUUUUCAUAGUAUUUGUCGCAAACCGUGAUCAACUCAAUGAAAGCCUUGUAUUUGUCCAGAAGCACAAGCUUUUCUAUCCACAAUAAAUUCAGUAUUUAGUA
This is a messenger RNA of Misgurnus anguillicaudatus (oriental weatherfish), 5260 nucleotides long. NCBI's taxonomy places the organism in Eukaryota, Metazoa, Chordata, Actinopteri, Cypriniformes, Cobitidae. The record is from RefSeq and is a predicted model, not a curated record.